This is a messenger RNA of Zophobas morio, 1650 nucleotides long. RefSeq names its product zinc finger MYM-type protein 1-like. Bases 1 to 1650 code for a protein of 549 amino acids. NCBI's taxonomy places the organism in Eukaryota, Metazoa, Arthropoda, Insecta, Coleoptera, Tenebrionidae. The record is from RefSeq and is a predicted model, not a curated record. The transcript has 5 exons.
AUGGCUUCAAAACCUAUGUCAGGAUCCCAAAAAAGAAAAAGAAAAGCCUUUCAAGAGGAAGAAAACAAGAAGCAGAGAAAUUCGCUUGCAAGUUUUUUGAAAAAGGAAACUAUGAAGCAAGAAAGUGAACAACAAGCAGUCGCUCAAACAUCGGAUAGCAUCUCAGAAAGCAUUACGUUAGAUGUUCAUCUUGCAGACAACAGUCUGGAACCUAGCACUACUAGCUUAUCGUCAUCUAACACAGAAGACCUAGUAGAAAAAAACGAGGCGGGACCAAACUCAUCAUCAUAUAUGUACGGAGAUAUUUCUGCAUCCGAAAUACAUGGCACUGGGCCCACAGGAACAUGGAAAAGAUCAUUUAAAGAGUCAUAUUUUUAUCGUGUGAUGGCGAAUGGUGAAACAGUAAAGCGAGAAUGGUUAAUUUAUAGUGGAACUACAGGGUCAGUUUAUUGCUAUAUUUGCAAAUUAUUCGCCAAAACAAAAACAGCCAUUUCUCUCCAUGGAAUUAAAGCAGGGGCGGUUUGUCCUAUGAGGCAGGGCCGUAUUGACGAAAAACUUGCCAGUCAAAUGAAUGCAGAAAGACAAUAUUGGAGAGAUAUUUUGAAACGAAUUGUGGCAACGGUAAGAUUUCUUGCAACUAACGGCUUGGCCUUUCGAGGUCAUUCUUCAGAUUGUGGAAAUUAUUACAAUUGUUUGGAGUAUCUCAGCGAAUUUGAUCCAUUUUUGGCAAAUCAUUUGAAACAAUAUGGACAUGCUGGAAAAGGUAAUGCAAGUUACUUAUCCCCAUCGAUUGCCGAAGAAUUUAUACAACUGAUGGGAAAGCAAGUUAAAUCAUAUAUUUUGCAGGAGGUAAAAGAAUCAAAAUAUUUUGCGCUAAUUGUUGAUUCUACUCCUGACUUUUCGCAUGAGGAUCAGCUUGCUCUCAUUUUGCGCAUUGUAAAAGUUGAUGGUCAGACCAUUGAAAGAUUUAUAGGUUUCAUUUCAUUAGAUGAUCACUCUAGUAAAAACCUCGAAGAAAUUGUAUUGGAAGCAUUAAAAGAGAUGGAGAUCGAUAUUAAAUAUUGCCGGGGUCAAAGCUACGACAAUGCAUCAAACAUGUCUGGUUGUUACAACGGUCUGCAAGCUAGGAUUAAACAGCAUGCGGAAGAAGCUUUGUAUACUCCAUGCGCGGGCCAUUCUUUAAAUUUGGUUUUGAAUGAAACUGUUGAUUGUUGUAGGGAUUCGGCAAGUUAUUUUGACCUGUUGCAAAAAUUGUACAACUUUCUGUCUUCAUCAACCAAAAGAUGGAAAAUGCUCCAAGAUACUUUCGCUAAAAAUAAAAAGCGAUUAACUGUUAAGCGUCUGUCUGACACUCGAUGGUCUGCUAGGGCAGAUGCUGUUGCAGCUGUAAAAAAUGGCUACAAAGAAAUUAUUGCUGUUCUUAGAAAUAUUGGUUCUGACACUGAGACGAAAGCGUUAACACGUGUUGAAGCUAAUGCAAUAGCAUCUCAACUUGAUAAUUGGGAAACUGCCCUUCAUACUGUCUCAUGGAACAUUUUCAUGACCACAGAACUUAGCAUGACCAUCCGAGUCACGUGGUCUUCCCUUUCUAACGGGUUACAGCUGUGUGUUACAGGUUAUAGGCUCUCGCUUCAGUUAUUUACAAAAUAA